Ruditapes philippinarum (Manila clam) is the source of this 998-nucleotide messenger RNA. Its product is annotated as NADH dehydrogenase [ubiquinone] flavoprotein 2, mitochondrial-like. Bases 105 to 845 code for a protein of 246 amino acids. The record is from RefSeq and is a predicted model, not a curated record. The transcript is spliced from 9 exons. Gene Ontology annotation, biological process: mitochondrial electron transport, NADH to ubiquinone. Lineage: Eukaryota; Metazoa; Mollusca; Bivalvia; Venerida; Veneridae. Gene Ontology annotation, molecular function: NADH dehydrogenase activity.
GACGAUUAUUUAGGUUAACAAUUUUCAACUCGCUAUAAAAAAUUAACUCCGUUGCUGAUCCAGGACAGCUUCCGGUGACUUACAAAACAAAUUACGGAUUGAAAAUGCUGGCGUUUAGCCGCCGAUUAUUGUCUUCUGCUAGUCAGCAGGUGAGGAAGUUACACACAGCUGCCCCUCUGUGCAGUGACCACCUGUUUGUUCACAGACAUACAGCUGAUAACAACCCUGAUACACCAUUUGAAUUCUCACCUGAAAAUCUGAAGAAAGCGGCUUUGAUAAUAAAGAAUUACCCGGAAGGUCACGAGGCAGCGGCAUGUAUACCACUGCUAGAUUUAGCACAGAGACAACAUGGUUGGACACCACUAUCUGCAAUGCACGCUGUAGCAGACCUGUUGAAAAUGCCAAGAAUGAGAGUUUACGAAGUAGCUACAUUUUAUACAAUGUUUAACAGAGAACCAGUUGGUAAAUAUUUGGUACAGAUGUGCACAACCACACCAUGUAUGCUAAAUGGAGUAGGAUCAGAUGUCAUUCUAGAUUGUGUGAAGGAAGAAUUAGGUAUUAAAGUAGGGGAGACAACUAAAGAUGGAAAGUUUACACUGGUAGAGGUUGAAUGUUUAGGUGCAUGUGUUAAUGGACCUAUGAUGCAAGUCAAUGAUAAAUUUUAUGAAGAUUUAACUGUAGAAGAUACUAAAAAAAUAUUAGAUGAACUGAAACAAGGCAAAUGGCCAGUAUCAGGUCCCCAGAGUGGUCAGGACAAGAGAUUUUCAUGUGAACCAAAAGGAGGCCUGACAGCUCUUAACACACCUCCUCGAGGUCCUGGAUUUGGCAUGAGAUCAGACUUGUGAAAUAAAUGAAUAUAUAGUUUAUAUAAAAACAACAAUUACUGUGGUUUUAAAAUGUGAAAAAGUGAGUCAUCAUAAAAAAUAGUGUGAAAAUAAGUGAAUUUUACUUAUGUUAGCAUGAUAAAAUAUUUUGUAAAUAAAUGUUGAUCAAGAUAA